UCUUAGACUCUUACUGGCAGUUUGCCGGGGCUCAAGAAGACAUCUUGCCCGUUAGCAAAGCUUCUCCUCUCUCUCUCCGACUAACUGUCUCGCCUCCUUCCUAGAAUUCCCCUCUCCCAGAGUUACCUACCGUCUGUGUAGUACCGGGUACAAAGUACACAAGACACAACACUUCGCUCACUCCCUACUCCUCUCCUUUAUCGCCUGUGUUUCGUCGGUCGCAUGGCCCCCUUCAUCCUUCUCCCGAAAUAGAACCACUCCGUUUGGUUCCUCCGUUUGGCCUGUACCUCGUUUUUACCCUUCAAUUCAAACCCACUCCCGUCUCCUUUCUUUUAGCCGCGGAUCGCUGGCUCAUCCUCCUUCUAUCCUCUCGUUUAUCGUUCCUUCUUCCCCAUCCCCCACUUGGCAAACAACUGUUCCGCCAUCCUUGUCCCUAUCAGGGUAGAAUAAUCAAUCAAUCACCCAACCUUUCCCUCGUUUAACACCCAAACCGUCGUCACUCACCCCCAUCAAGCUGCCACAUUCCAUCAUUGUUUCCUCUUACAAGUGUGAGCGGCCAUCGGAGGGUGUCUAGUUUAAACAUGGCCUCCAACGACGACAAUUUAAAGACGGACAGUCUGCGACUUGGAGAUAACAACGAGCAUUCAGUCCCUACCACCGCUGUGCACUCCCAAGAAUCCAAUGUGCAAUCAGCCUCCACUCCUGCUUCAGCCCCAGAAUCGGCAGCGAACCCGCUUACUCCUGGCCAUCAUGAAAGUACCCCCAACCAACAUAUAGUGACCGAGACGUCCGACGCACAGCCUCUCGCCGGUGGCGAAAGCGCUUCUCCACCCCAACCACCAAGUGAUGCGAAUACUCUCCCGACUCUCAAUGCAUCCGCCGCUGAGUCCGGGGCCUCGGCCCCUGAGGCGCCCUCGGUGGAGCAGCCAUCGCAGGAAUCUGACGCGAAGGAGGAAGACCAGGGCCCGUCGCUCUUGAUUACAUUGCUUUUGACAUCAGGUUCGCGGCAUCCGUUCAAGAUCGAUGGAAAGUAUCUCCAAACGCGGUCAGUGAAUGUGGAAAACAACGAUCCUUUUGCUAUGAGCGUAUACACGCUCAAGGAGUUGAUCUGGAGGGAAUGGCGACAAGAUUGGGAACCGCAACCAUCAUCCCCGAGUUACAUUCGGCUGAUCUCGUUUGGUAAAUUGCUCGACGAUAAAGCGCCUCUAUCAGACUCCAAAUUCAGCCGUGAUGCCCCCAAUGUGGUGCACAUGACAGUCAAACCCCAGGAACUUGUCGAUGAGGAGGACGCCAAAGGCUCUAAGCCACAAUACCCGCGGGAACGUGAAGCCAGUGAACGCAGCCCGGGGUGUCGCUGCAUAAUCCAAUAAAUUCAUUGGCUCUUGUAUUUGCACAUACCAAUGAUGGGGAUUGCACGCUUACCCAGCUCCGACGUAACCCAGCCUUCCGGUUCGGACAAUGCACGUCUGUGGUCUAUUAAAUAUCGCAAGAGGUCUUGUCUAAUUGGUAUACUCUUGGGCGCGAUGGACUCGUUAUGCUCAUACCCCCAUCUGUCUAUCUUGUUUUGGGUUUUCCCUCUUUCAUUUGUGAGCGCUUUGGCAUGGCCAUCGCUCUGUGGCCUUGAUGCGGGAUAUCUACUUGGCCACUUGUGACCGUAAACAGGGACGGCGUUCCGGUUAUUAGUAUUUGCUCUUCCAGCACUGAGGCAUUUGUGUGGUAUUCCUAGUGUGUUCUGGUUCUAUGGUUUUCAUUUGUUUGCAUAACCACUUGAGUUGCUCGACGCUGCUCUUGCCCUUCACCCCGUUCGUAUAUACCCUAUUUCUUUGAUCCUCCAAGCUGUUGUUCGUCAGCAUGUGUCUACAUAUUAGCAGAUUCUUCAUAUUCUUUUUUCAUAUUCUUUUUCAUAACUAAGCACAAUACUGGUUUUUCCAACC
Molecule: messenger RNA, 1934 nt
Organism: Aspergillus caelatus
Lineage: Eukaryota; Fungi; Ascomycota; Eurotiomycetes; Eurotiales; Aspergillaceae
Exons: 3
Coding region: 582-1370 (262 amino acids)
Source: RefSeq, a predicted model, not a curated record